Adelges cooleyi (spruce gall adelgid) is the source of this 1305-nucleotide messenger RNA. RefSeq names its product 39S ribosomal protein L44, mitochondrial (gene mRpL44). The transcript has 6 exons. The record is from RefSeq and is a predicted model, not a curated record. Gene Ontology annotation, molecular function: ribonuclease III activity; double-stranded RNA binding. Gene Ontology annotation, biological process: RNA processing. The coding region runs from base 161 to 1207 and encodes 348 amino acids. Lineage: Eukaryota; Metazoa; Arthropoda; Insecta; Hemiptera; Adelgidae.
UAUAAUACAAAAAUUGUAAAACGUGAUGUUUAAAUGUUGUACUAAGUGAAGUUAAAAUUAUAAUUUAUACAAAAUGUUACAAUAUUAAAAAUAUCUAUAUGUUGUAUGUAACUGCUUUAUUUUCUUAAACAAAUCUUAACAGUUAGAUACAGAAUAAAAAAUGACGUUUUUAUUCCGGACAUCAAAUACAAUUUUAAGUGUACUAAAAACUAAUCAAAGUAUUAGACAACCAUUUCACAGGUGGGUUGCACCAACACUUAGAGAACUUAAAAAGAGAAAAGAUAGAUUGGGUCCACAAAAACCAGUGCACCGUAAAACAUUUUUAGAAUGGAAUUAUGAUACAGAACUGUAUGCAUUCAGCAAACGCAUAGGAGAAUCAUUUGAUAAUACUUUAUUACAAAGAGCUCUGGUUGAACGAUCCUACAUAAUAAAUGAAGAAGAAAGACAGAAAGAAGUAGGAAUUGAACAACCAACACUAAAUUUAACUGAUAACAAGGAGUUAGCAGAAAAAGGCUCAGCAUUUUUAAAUGACAUCGUAAAAAGAUAUUUGCGUACUGUAUUUCCUAAAUUGCCUGAAGAGGGCAUAAUAGGAAUUCAUGAUUUUUUAACUAAUGAUGAUUCACUUUCUCAUGUAUCAUUCCAUAUUGGUACAUCUGAAUUGAUUCUUUGUGCUGAUUUUCCUGUUGAAAAAUCUACUUUAGCCAACGUCUUGAAAGCAUUAGUAGGUGCUUUAGUUGAAAGUUCUGGUGAGGAGCGAGCUACAUUAUUUGUGAGAGAUUUUGUUAUGACACAAUUAGCUGACAAAGAUAUACAUUCAAUUUGGGAUCAUAAUGAGCCUAUUCAACUAUUAACAGACUUAUUAGCAAAGGAUGGUAUUGGUGCUCCUGAACCUAGAAUUGUUGGUGAAUCUGGCAAGAACACAAUAUUAGCUUGCUUUAGAGUAGGCUUAUAUACACCACAUGACAAAAAAAUGAUUGGUCUAGGUUUUGGAGAAACUGUGGAUAUUGCUCAUGAAAUGGCAGCAAGAAAUAGUUUACGGCAUUUGUUUGGUACCGCUGACACUACUUUGAUUCCAUUUAACUUAGAAUUAAAUCAGCUAAGUACGAGAACUGAAAAAAAUGCAUCCAUAAAUGAAUGGUCACAAAAAAAUCUGCCUGUUCGACCAACACAUUAUAAACUUCGUCAAGCUAAAGCAAUAAAUACUUAAUAAAUUUAUUUAUGUAUAGUAUAUAUUAUACAUUUUUUAAAUAUUAGUUUUUUUUUAUAAUGUGUGUGUAAAAUCAACAAGAAAUAAAAUUAUCAAUA